AAAAGGGGGGGUGCUCUGUUUCGUCUUUUGGCUUUUGAGGCGGUGAUGACAUCCAUGCAACGUGCAAAGAUGACAUUGUUUUGAUUUUAAAAUUGAAAAUUACGGAAUCAUUCAGCAGAUUGGGGUUAGCUUUUUUUCUUGGGGUUUUUUGGAUUGAAGAUGGAAGAGAUGGUUCAACACAUAUCUCGGGCGAAGAUUGCUCCCAUCCACCACACCCCUAUAAUCACACCAUUGAGCUUUUUCCUCCGACAUUGCUUUAAUCUGCCGCAUGCAUGAACAUAAGCUUCUUCCCGAAAUCUCUGUUCCCCUGUUCUGUUUUUUUAACCAUCUAGCCUUUUCUUCCCUAGCCUCAAUUGGUUCAAUUCAAUGUCUCUGACUCUUUUAUAGAGAGAGAGAGAGAGAGAGAGAGAGAGAGAGAGAGGGUGAAUUUUUUGGUGUAGAUUGGUAAAGGGGAAACAGGGAGACAGAUCAAAGCAUAGGUGGAGGGAUGUUGCAGAGAGCUGCAAGCAAUGCGUAUUCAUGGUGGUGGGCGAGCCACAUCAGGACCAAGCAGUCCAAAUGGCUCGAGCAAAACCUCCAGGAUAUGGAGGAAAAGGUGAAAGAAGUUCUUAAACUCAUUGAAGAGGAUGGAGACUCCUUUGCCAAGAGAGCAGAGAUGUACUACAAGAAGAGGCCAGAACUGAUAAGCUUUGUAGAAGAAUCAUACCGAGCAUAUAGAGCCUUAGCCGAACGGUAUGACCACAUUUCAACAGAGCUACAAAAUGCUAACACCACCAUUGCUUCUGUUUUCCCAGAACAAGUCCAGUUUGCAAUGGAUGAGGAAGAUGAAGCUGGAUCACCAAAAAUUCAAAAGAAGUCUCAUGACGGCCCAAAAUCAAAUGUCCCAAAGGUUCCAAACAUUCCAACCAAAGAUCUAAAAGGUCUCUUAACAUUAUCUAUGAAGAGAAUGAAACCGAAGAGGGGAACAAAAGUAGGAACCACUACUGCUGCCAAGUCCGGUUUGAGCAAAACAGAGGCACUCAAAGAGAUUGACGCGCUUCAGAAAGGAAUUUUGGCCCUGCAAACUGAGAAGGAAUUUGUGAAGGUAUCUUCUGAAAGUAGCAUUGCCAAAUACUGGGAAAUUGAGAAACAGAUUGCAGAAAUGCAGGAGAAAAUUUGCAAAUUACAAGAUGAAUUCAGCAUUGGUGCUGUCAUUGAGGAUGACGAGGCCCGUAAUUUGAUGGCAGCAGCAGCUCUAAAAUCAUGCCAAGAGACCUUGGCUCAGUUGCAGGAGAGACAAGAGGGAUCGACCGAGGAAGCAAGAGUAGAGCACCAAAGGAUUAAGGAUGCUCGAGGGAAGUUGGAGAUCCUUAAGGAUAAGUUUCUUCAGAACCAAACCGAUCAAGAAAAUCCAUUUGACAAAUAUGAAUCCGGGGAAGAGGGUGGAAAACCAAAUAGCUUAAACAAAGAAGUGGACCCUGCAGUGCAAGAGAGGGAGCUGUCGUCAUUGAGAGAGAAGAUUAAGGAACAAUUUGAGGUUGGCUCCAGUACAUCCCUUACUGUGGCAGAAAUGGCAGACAAGGUUGAUGAGCUCGUGACCAAGGUCGUUAGCUUAGAAACUGCUGUUUCAUCUCAGACUGCUCUUAUAAGGAGAUUAAGAACAGAAACUGAUGAUCUUCAAGAACAAAUUCGGAGCUUGGAAGAUGAAAGGGCAACUCUCAUUUAUGGUAAAAAUGAUUUGAGCAGUAAACUGAGGGAAAUGAAGGAAAAAUUGCACGGAAUUCAAGACCUGAACCAAAAUAUUAAAGAUCAAAACAACAACCUCCAAACACAUUUUACUCAAGCACAUUGUAAUCUUGAUCACCUGACAAAUAAACUGCAUAGCGUGAUGCCAGAUGAGAAGCUUGAGGUUAAAUAUUUGUUACAAAAAGGAGGAUUGGCAAUGGAAAUUAAAUCUCAAAAUGCGACUGAACUGGGAGAUGCAGCUAAUUCUAGUGAUGGUUGUGUCAAGCCGCAGACUGCAAGGACUGAUAAGGAGUUUGAGGUUACCAAGUCAAUGCAAAAAAACAAAGGAUCUCUACCUGAAAUCAGGGUACAAAAAGAGUUUAAAGAACAAGAGAAUGAACUGAAUCUCGGGAAUGAUUUCAGCAGAGCUAAAAAUGCAGAAACAGAAGUUGGAGAGGAUAAGAAAGAGAAAGCCUCCAGUGGUUCAGUUAAAGAACAAGCAGAAGAAGAUAAGCCAAACUGGGAUAAGGGAGAUUCGUCCCAGACAAUUGACAAUCAUCUCAUUGCUGAACUACACAAACUUGAAACAGACCAAGAAGAUGAGCCAAACUGGCAGCAGUUGUUCUCGAAUGGAAUGGAAGAUCGAGAAAAAAUUCUAGUGGAGAAGUAUGCUAAAGUCCUUCAAAAUUUUCAAGAAAUCAAGAAGAAACUCAGUGAAUCGGAAAAGAAAAAUGGGGACAGCCACUUUGAAACAAAUGUGCAUCUAAGAGAACUGGAGAGUGCUAAUGCCAAGAAGGAUGAAGAAAUUCAAUCUUUACAUCAGAAACUGACAGUACUGCAAGCCAGUUUGGUUAAAAAUAAGAACCUGAAAGAAAAUAUAGAUUUUGACAACCAGCAGUCCUCUAAUUUGUUAGAUGAUCAAACUGUUGAACAAAUCGAAAGACCUGAGGCGCCUACAGUAAGGAAAGAGGAAUCAACUGUAACCGAACCCCCAAAUUCUAAACCAAUAGAGGAAGACGAUGAAGGUGAUGUCAAGGUAAUUCUAAUUGACCAAGCACAUGCCGCUUCUGCAAUUGAAGAAAAGUUCCGGAUGAGCAUUGAUGAACUCCUCGAACAGAACCUGGAUUUCUGGUUAAGAUUCAGCACUUCAUUCCAUCAGAUACAGAAAUUUCAAACUGGGAUUCAAGAUUUACAAGCUGAAAUAUCUAAGAUUAAUGAAAAAAUUGAGGAGAAGGAUGAAGGAAGUAGUAGCCCAGAACCUUCUCUGAAGUCAGAUGCUCGGCCAAUAUACAAACACCUGAGAGAGAUACAGACUGAGCUAGCAGUCUGGGUGGAACAAAGUGUGGUAUUGAAAGAUGAAUUGCAGUGCAGAUUUUCCUCUCUGUGCAACAUUCAGGAAGAAAUAACAAAAGCUUUAAAGGCAGGUUCUGAAGACGAAGGCAACAAGUUUACGAGUUACCAAGCUGCAAAGUUUCAAGGUGAAGUUUUGAACAUGCAACAAGAGAAUAACAAGGUAGCAGAUGAGCUGCAAGCAGGUUUAGAUCAUGUAACAGGACUGCAACUUGAAAUUGAGAAGACUUUGGCAAAGUUGAAUGAGGAAUUCAAACUUUCUGGAUCAAAGAACCAUAGUCAUUCCCCACUGAGGCACUCAACAAGUCGUACUCGAGUUCCCUUGCGAUCAUUUAUCUUUGGGACUAAACCAAAGAAGCAGAAGCCAUCACUAUUCGCCUGCAUGAAUCCUGCUCUGAACAGAAAAUACAACAAUCUGAGAGCCGGACUUCCAACGUCUUUGAAAUCUAGCAGCCGGAGAAGGAAUUCAUAGUUAGGCACACAGUUUGGGGAAGAAGAAAACUAAAUCUCUUUCCAUGUUACAACUAGGAGCAAAUAAAGGGCAACUGGUCUUCUCUAAGUUCAAAUGCAAAUGAGCAUGGGACUCAACCGCAUGUCUGAUCAAGACCUAACACCUCUCAUGUACCAAGCUGCUGAUGCAACAAGACAUGUACCAACUCAUGGAGGUCAGAUCCUUCUACUAAUCCUUAACAAAGAAAAAUGUAAUCAAAAAAUAUGUCAGGCUACUGGAAAAGAUGAUCAGUUUAUUAUUCCUUUGUUGCUCAUGCUCUGUUAUAAUGUCAAUAUGUAAAUGAUCCUUCUACUAACUCCUAUUAGCAUGGUUAAUUAUUUUUU
Messenger RNA from Malania oleifera, 3888 nucleotides. RefSeq names its product protein NETWORKED 2D. The coding region runs from base 488 to 3526 and encodes 1012 amino acids. NCBI's taxonomy places the organism in Eukaryota, Viridiplantae, Streptophyta, Magnoliopsida, Santalales, Ximeniaceae. The transcript is spliced from 3 exons. Gene Ontology annotation, molecular function: actin binding. The record is from RefSeq and is a predicted model, not a curated record.